CUCAGAGCAGUGCCGAGCGCUUAGCGGAGCGGUCACGGCCGCUUUUCACCCCUCUCUCUCCAGCAAUGGGGCUCCCUAGCGGGUCUCUCGCAUCCCUCAUCUUCCGCCUCUUCCUCCUGCUUCAGGUGCAGGUUUGGUGGCUGCCGUGCGCGGCCUCCGAGCCUUGCCAGGCGGGCUCCGCUGGUGCUGAAGUGACCUUGGAGGCGGGAGGCGCGGAGCUGGAGCCGGGCCAGGCUCAGCGGAAAGUUUUCAUGGGCUGCCCUGGGCAAGAGUUGGGCCUGCUUAGCACUGACGACGACCCCACUGUACUGAACGACAGAACAGCCCAGGAAAAGAAGGCACUGAAGAUCUCCCCAUCCAAACGUAUCUUACGAAGACACAAGAGAGAAUGGGUGGUCCCGCCGCUGUCUGUCUCUGAGAAUGGCAAGGGUCCCUUCCCUCAGAGGCUGAAUCAGCUCAAAUCUAGUAAGGACAGAGGCACCAAGAUUUUCUACAGCAUCACAGGGCCUGGAGCAGACAGGCCCCCUGAGGGUGUCUUCGCCAUAGAGAAGGAAACGGGCUGGUUGUUAUUGAAUAAGCCAUUGGACCGGGAGGAGAUUGCCAAGUAUGAGCUCUUUGGCCACGCCGUGUCAGAGAACGGUGCCUCAGUGGAAGAACCCAUGAACAUCUCCAUCAUUGUGACAGACCAGAAUGACCACAAGCCCAAGUUCACCCAGGAUGUCUUUAGAGGGAGCGUCUUGGAGGGGGUACUACCUGGCACUUCUGUGAUGCAGGUGAUGGCCACAGAUGAGGACGAUGCCAUCAACACCUACAAUGGGGUGGUUGCUUACUCCAUUCAUAGCCAAGAGCCAAAGGAACCUCACGACAUCAUGUUCACCAUCCACCGGAGCACGGGCACCAUCAGCGUCAUCUCCAGUGGCCUGGACCGGGAGAAAGUCCCUAAGUACACACUGACCGUCCAGGCUACCGACGUGGAUGGGGACGGCUCCACCACCACAGGAACAGCCAUAGUAGAAGUCCUCGAUGCCAAUGACAAUGAGCCUGUGUUUGAUCCCCAGAAGUAUGAGGCCCGGGUGCCUGAGAACGCAGUGGGCCGUGAGGUACAGAGGCUGACAGUGACCGAUCUGGACGCCCCCAAUUCACCGGCGUGGCGUGCCACCUACCGCAUCUUGGAAGGUGAUGAUGGGGGCCAUUUUACCAUCACCACUGACCCUGAGACCAACCAGGGUAUCCUGACAACCAGGAAGGGCUUGGAUUUUGAGGCCAAAAACCAGCACACACUGUACGUUGAAGUGACCAACGAAGCUCCAUUCGUAGUGAAGCUCCCAACCUCCACAGCCACUAUAGUGGUCCACGUGGAGGAUGUGAAUGAGGCGCCCGUGUUCGUCCCACCCUCCAACGUCGUCGAGGUCCAGGAGGACAUCUCUGCUGGGGAGUCUGUCUGCACUUACACUGCGCGGGACCCUGACAAGGGCAGUCAGAAGAUCAGCUACCAGAUCUUGAAAGACCCAGCAGGGUGGUUGGCGAUGGAUCCAGACAGUGGGCAGGUCACUGCUGCAGGAGUCUUGGAUCGUGAGGAUGAGCGGUUUGUGAGGAACAAUAUCUAUGAAGUCAUAGUCUUGGCCACAGACAAUGGGAGCCCUUCUGCCACUGGCACGGGGACCCUCCUGCUAACACUUAUGGACGUCAAUGACCACGGCCCUGUCCCUGAGCCCCAUGAGAUCACCAUCUGCAACCAAAGCCCUGUGCCCCAAGUGCUGAACAUCACGGACAAGGACUUGUCCCCCAACACCUCCCCUUUCAAGGCCCAGCUCACACAUGACUCGGACAUCUACUGGACGGCAGAGAUCAAUGAGAAAGGAGAUGCAGUGGCCUUGUCACUGAAGAAGUUCCUGAAGCAAGACACAUACGAGGUGCACCUUUCUUUGUCUGACCAUGGCAACAAGCAACAGCUGGCAGUGAUCACGGCCACCGUGUGUGACUGCCACGGCCACGUGGAGAACUGCCCCAUACCCUGGAAGGGGGGUUUCCUCCUCCUCCCCAUCCUGGGAGCCAUCCUGGCCCUGCUGUUCCUCCUGCUGGUGCUGUUCUUGCUGGUGAGAAAGAAGCGGAAGGUCAAGGAACCCCUUCUGCUCCCGGAAGACGACACCCGUGACAACGUCUUCUACUAUGGCGAAGAGGGGGGUGGCGAGGAGGACCAGGACUAUGAUAUCACCCAACUCCACCGGGGUCUGGAGGCCCGGCCCAAGGUAGUUCUCCGCAACGAUGUGGCGCCGCAGUUUAUACCCACACCCAUGUACCGUCCACGACCAGCCAACCCAGAUGAAAUUGGCAACUUCAUCAACGAGAACCUGAAGGCAGCUAACACGGACCCCACAGCCCCGCCCUAUGACUCCCUGUUGGUGUUCGACUAUGAGGGCAAUGGCUCUGAAGCCCCCUCUCUGAGCUCUAUCACCUCUUCGGCCUCUGACCAGGACCAAGACUAUGACUAUCUGAACGAAUGGGGCAGCCGCUUCAAGAAGCUGGCGGACAUGUAUGGGGACGGCCAGGAUGACUAGGCCUCGCGCCAGCAGGGCCAGGGACUAAACAUCAGGCCGCAGCUGCAUCUUUAAAGGGUCUCAGUCCCCCCUCAGCCAAGGACUUUGGAGCUGUUGAGAAGUGGCCUUAGCAACUUGGAGGGAGGAGGCUUCGAGACUGACAUUAGAGGGGUUGGUUUCUAAGCCUUUCAAACAUGGGCAGUUUGACUUCAGCACUGAAAACCUCCCAGCCUAGGGCAGAGAUGCCUUGGAAACUGAAUUUUUGGGAGUCUCUUCCCUGCCCUGAACUCCUCAGCCCUAUGUCCUGGGCCUGGACCAACUCUGACUCUCCAUGAUAACAUUCUCUCUGGACUGGACCUUUCUCCUUAGAAAGAGGCCUCUUUUUACAACCUGGGUUUUUUUUUUUUAAAUGCUAUUUUCAAAAAGUUAGAGGCGGGUCCUCAACAGUCCCCUGGAGCCCUCCAGAAGCCCAGGACAGAGCCACUCGGCUCGCUGGCCUUACACAUUUCUCUCUGGUCUUCAGGCCCAGAGGCCUCCUAGUUGAAUGGAUUACUGCCUUUUUAUACUGAGCACGACUAGGUUGUCCUUUGUUUUUAUUUUCCCUAUGGAGUGCUGUAGACAACAGGUGAUGACAAUCGUGUAAAUGUAAUAGAACUUUUUUAUUAAAGGAACUUUCCCAGAGA
Molecule: messenger RNA, 3220 nt
Organism: Miniopterus natalensis
Lineage: Eukaryota; Metazoa; Chordata; Mammalia; Chiroptera; Miniopteridae
Gene: CDH3
Product: cadherin 3
Biological process (GO): adherens junction organization; cell migration; cell morphogenesis
Cellular component (GO): catenin complex; plasma membrane; adherens junction
Molecular function (GO): cadherin binding; beta-catenin binding; calcium ion binding
Source: RefSeq, a predicted model, not a curated record